AUGGCCGAAGAAAUCCCCAAGCAAGGCAAGGCCGGCGUGGUGGUGAACGAGGGCUCUGACUUCAAGAUUGAAGUCCAGAUGGUCGAUGUGCCCGAGCCGAAGGACGACGAACUCCUAGUCCGCCUCAACUGCACCGGCCUCUGCAUGAGCGAUGUCCACUUCAUGAUGAACGACUGGGCUCUCCCACCCAUGAGCGCUUUCGGCGUCCGCUGUGCCGGCCACGAGGGAGCAGGUGUGGUGGUCAAGGUCGGCAAGGCCGUCAAGGGCUGGAACGUGGGUGACCGAGCAGGAAUUAAGCCGCUGUCGGAUGUCUGCCACAACUGCGAGGAGUGCUGGAAUGGACGCGAGAACUACUGCGCCGGCGGCGUCUACACCGGUCUUAUGAGCGCCGGCACCUACCAACAAUACCUGACCUCACCCGCCAUCUACACCUCUCGCAUCCCCGACGGCGUCGAAGACGCAGUCGCCGGCCCCAUCAUGUAA
Messenger RNA from Saxophila tyrrhenica, 483 nucleotides. RefSeq lists its product as uncharacterized. Lineage: Eukaryota; Fungi; Ascomycota; Dothideomycetes; Mycosphaerellales; Extremaceae. Gene Ontology annotation, molecular function: zinc ion binding; alcohol dehydrogenase (NAD+) activity. Gene Ontology annotation, cellular component: cytoplasm. The transcript has 3 exons. Bases 1 to 483 code for a protein of 160 amino acids. The record is from RefSeq and is a predicted model, not a curated record.